Messenger RNA from Eremothecium cymbalariae DBVPG#7215, 444 nucleotides. RefSeq lists its product as uncharacterized. The transcript has a single exon. NCBI's taxonomy places the organism in Eukaryota, Fungi, Ascomycota, Saccharomycetes, Saccharomycetales, Saccharomycetaceae. The coding region runs from base 1 to 444 and encodes 147 amino acids. The record is from RefSeq and is a predicted model, not a curated record.
AUGCGCCCCCUCCUCUCACCCCCAUCAUCUCUUGCAGAUACCCAAGAAGUACCCAGUAGACCACGCAACGCAACUUGUUUCCUCUCCAAGUUGGAAGCUAGCCCGUUUUCAGUGACAGGCACCGCCGAAAACCGUGUCGCGGUUCUCCUCUCGCGGUGUGCGUCUUCUUUGUUCUCGAGAAAGUACACGUGCAUCAUUUUUUAUGCAAUGCUUAAUUUGCUUUGUUCUUCUCGCUGCAGCUUUUUGUGGGCAGCACUGGCUGGUUAUCCGGUCCGGUUAAUUUUCCGCCACCGAUUGUCCGACCCGGAGAGCUCUGUGUCAACUGCAGCCAGUGCAGUUACCCGGCCCAUUCUGUCCGUUACCCGGCCCAUGACACAAAAACGCAGCUGCAGACACAAACGUUACUGGUUCCUGGUGCCUGGUGCCUGUGUGCGCGCCGUAUAG